CCUCCUCUUCCUUCCUUAAAAUUUCUUUGCUUUUAUUUUUCUUUAGUUUUUAAAUAUAUUAAUUUUAGGUAUCCCUUUGUAUUGAAUUUUAUUUUUGAUUUUUCAAUUUUUGAAGUUAAACAUCCGAUUCCGGAUAACCCUUUCGAGAGAAUCGGGAGGAUUUGAAGUUUCGAUCAGUUUCCGAUGAGGAAAGGGAGAGUCACCGCCGCGGCAACCACCGUAGCGAUGAAAGCGGCGGUGGAAACCGACGGAUCUGCCAAAGAACAAAGAUACAGAGGCGUUAGAAAAAGACCGUGGGGAAAAUUCGCGGCGGAGAUCAGAGAUCCAUGGAAAAAAGCCAGGGUUUGGCUAGGGACUUUCAAUUCGGCCGAAGAAGCCGCCCGAGCCUACGAUGCGGCGGCGAUUUCCCUCCGUGGAAACAAAGCGAAGAUAAAUUUCCCUUUGAAUCCCUCCGGUCUCCCUCUUUUUCAUCGCCGGAACGACGAAAGCUUCAUCGACGGCCACCGGUUUUAUAGAGAUCCGAAAGAGAAUCCGCAAAGACCGGCGAGGAGUAGAAUGAGCAGCACGGUGGAAUCGUUUAGUGGGCCGAGACCGGCCCAACCACGGCCUAAACCGUCGGAUUUCGCUGCUGUUACGACUCGGAAGAGUUCGCCGCCGAUGGUGCCGGAGGACUGUCAUAGCGAAUCUGAUUCGUCGUCGUCGGUCGUUGAUGACGGGGCCUAUAUCGCAUCGUCGUCUCGCCGGCAAACUUUGCCGUUUGAUCUGAAUUUUCCACCGUUGGAUGAAGUUUACGAUCUCACUUUAGGUCUCUGAUCUUUCUUUCUGUGUAAACAAUUUGUCCAAUUCAAUCCCUAAAGAAAACGGGUCUUCGAUUCUAUG
Molecule: messenger RNA, 879 nt
Organism: Hibiscus syriacus
Lineage: Eukaryota; Viridiplantae; Streptophyta; Magnoliopsida; Malvales; Malvaceae
Product: ethylene-responsive transcription factor 3-like
Exons: 1
Coding region: 184-813 (209 amino acids)
Biological process (GO): regulation of DNA-templated transcription
Molecular function (GO): DNA-binding transcription factor activity; DNA binding
Source: RefSeq, a predicted model, not a curated record